Malassezia japonica is the source of this 1455-nucleotide messenger RNA. RefSeq lists its product as uncharacterized. The transcript has a single exon. NCBI's taxonomy places the organism in Eukaryota, Fungi, Basidiomycota, Malasseziomycetes, Malasseziales, Malasseziaceae. The coding region runs from base 1 to 1455 and encodes 484 amino acids. The record is from RefSeq and is a predicted model, not a curated record.
AUGCUCCGUCUGGUGAGGAGCCCCGCCGUGGCGCGCGUCGGCGUGCGUGCGCUGCGUGCGCCGCUACCUGCACCGCUGCCUGCGAGGACGCUGGCGACCAAGCCGCGGCAGGGCGUCGUGUCGUAUGCGGCAAAGCUCAUGUCGGACCCGGUCAUUGAGGUGAUUGCGCUCGCCUCGCGCAUCGCGCGCAUCCUCCUUGGAUCGGCGCUCGCGGUGGGCACCGUGACGUUUGUCGCUUGGGAAGGCGCGCACCAGUACGUAGAGCACGUCGCAAUGUGGCGCGAUGGCAAGCCGGGGGCGGUCACCGAACACGACCCCUACGCGUGGCAGCUCGACGACGUGCUCCAGCACGUCGGGCACAUGGAAGGCACCGACGCGCGCCUCGGCAUCUUUGGACGGCAUAUCGUGCGCAGCGCCUGGAUCGCUGAGAACUGGGGCGGUGGCAUCGCGCCCGCUGCCAUCUUUGGCAAGGCGCCGCGGGGCUUGCGCACCACCGGCGUCCAGGACCUGUCGGCCCACCAGGGCCUGACGCUCGCCGAGCGCUUCCUCAACACUGCGCUGCUCGUCGCUGAGCAGCGCAAGGUCACUGUGCAGGAGUUUGCGCAUGACGCACAGCCGCUCGACACCACCGCCGUGUCGCUCGAGGCGUGGCUCGCGAAUCUCCGCGCCAAGAUCGGCACGCCCGCGAUGCUCGCCCAGGCGGGCCUCGCGUACGAGAAGCUCUACGACGCGUACGCGGCGCAGCCCAACGCGGGCGCGUACUGCGCCCUGCUCGCGACGCGCCUCGGUACGCUCCAAGGACGCCUGGGGCACACGCAGUACGCGCUCGAGUGGUUCGACCGUGCGCUGCACGGCAAGGGCAGCACGCUCGCACUCGUCGACGGCACGCUCGGCGGCCGCCCGCCGCGCGAGACGCCGGCCGAGGUGCGCAAUGCGCUCGGCGUGCUCCGUGCGCUCUCGCGCGUCUACGUGCAGGAGGCGAGCAGCAGCGCCUCGCCCCGCACCUCGCUGUACGACGCGCUGCGUGCGCAGGUCGCCGGCCUGCGCCUCGCCGAGGCCGAGCGCGAGCGCGGCGGUGCGGGCGUCGAUGCGGCGCUGCAGCACGCGUGGGCGCUCGAGGUGGAAGGCGAGCUCGCAGUGCACAUUGCCGAGACGCUCUACGCGCUCGAGCGGCACCCCGCGCAAAAGACGUGGUGGAGAUUCUGGGGCGCGUCCGACAAGCUCCUCGCGACGCGCCCGACCGGUGCGCCGAGCGUGCCGGCGGGGCGCUACGAGCCGAGCCGUGCGUGGCUUGCGUUUGCGGCCGAGCGCGCGGCCGCGGCCCUCGCGCAGCUCGCCGCCGAGACGCCGACCGAGAACAGCCAGCGCCAUGCCGCGCAGCGUAUCGGCAACGCCGCGACGCAGGUGGACGAAGAGGCCCAGCAGCUCUUGCAUGCACUUUCCACGCGGACAUAG